AUGAUUAAACGAUUCUUACACCCUCGGUCACUUAGACGCUAUGCUUUCUUAAUCAUCUUUGUCCUAAUCGUCUAUUCUAUUACCACCGCCAGUUCAAGAUCACAGUUCAAACUAGAAACAGGACUUGGUCCCAAUGUGUCCGGCAGAAGACGUGCUAAUGCCCUAUCAGCAUUUAGCUGGAUUGACAAUCGUCGUAAACAUACUUUAGAACUUGUCAAUGGAUCCAAGAAUUCUCGUAGUCCAUUUGAUCUACUACCGUGGGGAAAGGAAGAUAAUAAAGUAUCAGAGGCAGAACAAAAUCUUUUAGUGAAAUUGGAAGAUGCUCCACUGGAUAUGAAAUGUAGAUAUAUGAUUGAUGCAAUUUAUGUGGCUCACAAGGGUUGGAACAAUCAACAGAUGACGAAAUAUCACAGUAGUGAAGAAGCUAAUGACAUGUUAGCAUCAUUACUCGGUGAGCGUGUAAGAUUGUUCGAUCACUGUUUUAUUUCUGGUGGACUCAAAGUAAAAGAUGUUAUGAACAUGGAUAGUUUGGUAUCUGAGGAUAAACUGGGUUCCCCAGAGGAUUUCAUCGAAAGGAUGUUCCCCUUCUUACAACAAGGUAAUCUAGUAUGGCCCAAGAUGUACGAUUUGCGUAGAGGGAAAGAAUUGAAAAUGCCAGCUGUGGCACAAGAUACUUAUGCAAAUUUUUGGAAUAAUUGGAUCAAAUUAUCUAAGGGUAAAGGUAUUGCUGCCACUUUUAACCCAACGGAAUUAACACUAUUUCACAGACAGUUGAGGGUGCUAAGCAAAUUGAAUAACACUUUGCCGAUUCAAGUGGUUACAUCUGGAUUCGAAUUUACGAGAGCCCAAGUCGACCAAUUGUCUCAAUAUGCUAGAGAUACAGACCAAGAGGUUACACUGAUAGAUUGUAGCACCAUUUUGAUAAAAGAAUUCACCCAAAAUAACGUUGAGAAAUUUGUCAACAAAUGGCUGGCGGCAUUAUUUAAUACUUUUGAAGAAGUGCUUUUACUCGAUGUUGACACAGUCCCCUUUGUUGAUGUGGAGGAAUUCUUCAAGGAACCUCAGUAUCGAGCUACAGGUAUGGCUCUUUUCAAAGAUAGAGCGAUGAUGGAUGAACAUACAUAUGGGUACUGCCUCGAAACUUUAGCUGGAUUAGAACCCUCUCAUGAGGAGAAUAAAUUGAUGGGGACUAAACUCUUGUUUGAAUCCACACAGAAAGAACUACCACAAACCGAAGCCGCUUCAGUUUACCGCAGAUUUUUCCACGAUGGUGUGCUUCAUCAUGUGGAUAGUGGAUUGGUACCAGUUAACAAGGUUAAAAAUUUUGGCGGAUUACUAUUUUCCUUCAUGAUAAAUUUAGAUACUAAAAUCCAAGGUUGUGUUCAUGGCGAUAAGGAAUUCUUUUGGUUAGGUCAAUUAUAUGCAGGUAAAAAUUACGCUAUCUACCCUCAGGACGCAGGCGUCAUUGGUCUUAUUGAAGAUAAGCCGAUGGAGGCGUUGACCCAAACUUCAUACACGAUUUGUGGAUCUCAAUUGGCACAUACGUUUUAUUCACUAACCAAGGAAGCUCAUCAAUUGGUAUGGACAAACGGUGGAUUAAGUACCUGCAAGGUACCUCACGGCGCUGAAAUGGAUUUCCAAAGAUUACCAGAUUAUUUUAUGGCAAGAUACGGAGAUGUUGAAACUACAAAGCAAGUGUAUGCUGCACCUCUUCACAUUCAAGCUAUGAUCAUUCCCGACAGUGAGAAGUCGACAUGGUUGCAAUUGAGAGAAUGUGGUGAUAGUGCAUUCUGUGCGUCUGCUGUUGAAGAUACAGCGGAUGGCAGAAACAGUGUUAGUACCUUAAUCCAAUUUACACCAGAGGAGCAAGACUUCUUAGAUUCAAUCUCAUUCGCUUGGAAUGGCCGUACUUUCACCGAUGGUUGA
Molecule: messenger RNA, 1926 nt
Organism: Zygosaccharomyces rouxii
Lineage: Eukaryota; Fungi; Ascomycota; Saccharomycetes; Saccharomycetales; Saccharomycetaceae
Gene: MNN1
Product: alpha-1,3-mannosyltransferase MNN1
Exons: 1
Coding region: 1-1926 (641 amino acids)
Biological process (GO): protein O-linked glycosylation
Cellular component (GO): Golgi apparatus
Molecular function (GO): alpha-1,3-mannosyltransferase activity
Source: RefSeq, a predicted model, not a curated record